This is a messenger RNA of Sphaeramia orbicularis (orbiculate cardinalfish), 881 nucleotides long. RefSeq names its product eukaryotic translation initiation factor 3, subunit K (gene eif3k). The record is from RefSeq and is a predicted model, not a curated record. Gene Ontology annotation, cellular component: eukaryotic translation initiation factor 3 complex; cytoplasm. Gene Ontology annotation, biological process: regulation of translational initiation. The transcript has 8 exons. The coding region runs from base 118 to 780 and encodes 220 amino acids. NCBI's taxonomy places the organism in Eukaryota, Metazoa, Chordata, Actinopteri, Kurtiformes, Apogonidae. Gene Ontology annotation, molecular function: ribosome binding; translation initiation factor activity.
UAUCGGUCCUUCCGUACUUCCGUUCCGUUCUUCUCCAUCCACCCGGCGCUGCUCUCUCCCACGUGUGGAUUUUAUUCGAAAUUUCUUCCCACAUUUGCCUGUUAAAUACUGGACCAAAUGUCGUCGUCUUUCGAACAGAUGAGAGCGAACGUGGGGAAACUCCUGCGGGGAAUCGACAGAUACAACCCAGAAAACCUUGCAACCCUGGAGCGCUACGUGGAGACACAAGCCAGAGAGAACGCCUAUGACCUGGAGGCCAACCUGGCUGUUCUGAAGCUGUACCAGUUCAACCCAGCUUACUUCCAGACUCAUGUGACCUCCCAGAUCCUCCUGAAGGCUCUGACCAACCUCCCACACACCGACUUCACCCUCUGCAAGUGCAUGAUCGACCAGACACACCAGCAAGAGGAGCGCCCCAUCAGGCAGAUCCUCUACCUGGGGAACCUUCUGGAAACCUGCCACUUCCAGAGCUUCUGGACGAGUCUGGAGGAGAACAGAGAGCUCAUCGACGGCAUCACCGGCUUCGAGGACUCGGUUCGUAAAUUCAUCUGUCACGUUGUGGGAAUCACCUACCAGACCAUUGAGCACCGGUUACUGGCUGAGAUGUUGGGAGACCCACUGGACACACAGGUGAAGGUUUGGAUGAACAAGUACAGCUGGACGGAGAAUGAGGACGGACAGAUCUUCAUCUUCAACCAGGAGGAGAGCGUCAAGCCCAAGAACAUUGUGGAGAAGAUCGACUUUGAGAGUGUUUCCAGCAUCAUGGCCACAUCUCAGUGAUUAAAACAUCAACUCUAACAUUAAUCAGCAGCAACAGAUUCAACCGGCUCAUUCAUGUUCAGAUUCACCCUUUUAUCAAUAAAUCUAAUUUAUCAUUUCCA